UCAAAAACCCAAAAUACCCUCCAAAUUCAGCGCCCUUCGACGCCGCCACCGAUCUUUUCUACAUUUUGAGAUCCAAACAUGGCGUUGAACAAUCAACCCAAAGGAACCGUAGCUGUUGGUACUACUCGGUGCCAUGGGAAACCGGAGUACGUGUCCGAGGGUGAAGAAGUAGUAGUAGUAGUAGUAGAAGUGGAAGAGUUGGAGAAGCUGGAGUCAGAAGCAACGGAAAUGGCGAAGAGGAUUCUUGAAUACAGAGUCACUCUUCCAGAUCAGCUGAGGGCUACCUUAUCUUCAAUGCUUUCAGCCCAGCGACUUAUUCUUCCUGAAACGGAUUCUGGGUUGAAUUUUGUACCUCGUGGAGAGUGUAAUCCAGGUUUAGGAGAACAGGUUAACUCCAGUAAACCAGCAUUAGUAACAGAAGGGGACCAAAAGAUUGCCGAGAAAGUUCGUUUUUUGAAAGAUAAAAUUUCCAGCAAUAUCUCGGCCAUGCCUAUUGUAUUAAAGAGGAUGAAAGAAUGCACGUCUAAGAUUGAGAACUUAGAUUCUUAUGAUGGAAUCAUACCUUCAGCUUUUAAAAAGAAAAAGACUAGCUGACCAAGCUUGAUUCAUGUGUGCUGACUUCUAUAUAUUCAGUGUUAGUUUGAAGAGGAAUGACAAGGGUGUGUUCCUAUAUGAUUGACUGAUGCAAAUUUUUGUACUAUGGAUCCACGCAUCUGCAUGUGAAAGCGCGAAAGGAAACUAUUCUGACCAAAUAUGUCUCACCAAAACCUGGACUUGGGAGCUUUUGCUGAUCUCUAAUUAUUCAAAAUUGAUAUGUAUUUAAUGUGUCAUUGAUAAUACGAAUGUUCUUGUACCAUUGAUUAUGAUGGAAGAAAAAAGAUGAUGCAUAGAAUGUACUCAUUUUGUUUUUCUC
Molecule: messenger RNA, 913 nt
Organism: Manihot esculenta (cassava)
Lineage: Eukaryota; Viridiplantae; Streptophyta; Magnoliopsida; Malpighiales; Euphorbiaceae
Exons: 2
Coding region: 79-594 (171 amino acids)
Source: RefSeq, a predicted model, not a curated record